Chanos chanos (milkfish) is the source of this 1050-nucleotide messenger RNA. Its product is annotated as slit homolog 2 protein. The record is from RefSeq and is a predicted model, not a curated record. Bases 1 to 1050 code for a protein of 349 amino acids. Gene Ontology annotation, cellular component: plasma membrane. The transcript is spliced from 2 exons. Gene Ontology annotation, molecular function: protein binding. Lineage: Eukaryota; Metazoa; Chordata; Actinopteri; Gonorynchiformes; Chanidae.
AUGUUGGCUGUUGCUUUGCUGCUUGUGAUGUUGUCUCCAGUGAGGGGUUCCAGGCUUUGCACACACCAUUGCCAGUGCUUCGAGCACUCUGACCUUGUGGACUGCCGUGCAAGGGGUUUUGUGAGUGUGCCGCAUGGCCUCCCCCAUGGAACCUGGCUCCUGGACCUGGGAGGAAACACACUUACGGAAAUUCGGAGCCGUGCUUUUGCGGGUCUGUGGUCUUUGCGCAUCCUGGUGCUGUCUGAGAGUGGGAUCAAACGGAUAGAUACACAGGCUUUCUUCUCUCUCACCUUCCUGGAGAAGCUGGACAUGAGCCGUAACGAGAUAAGCCAGCUCCCGCCUGAUUUCUCAGAGAGCCUGGCCUCUGUGCGGGAGCUGCGGCUGGACCACAACACCCUGGAGGUACUAAGGCCACCCUGCCUGGAGAGCCUGGAGAGCCUGGAGAAGUUGGACCUCAGCUACAACCGAAUCGAGGCUCUGGAGCAUGGCUCUUUUCGCGGUCUGUCCCGCCUUCGACACCUCUACCUGCAGGGCAACCACAUCCGGGCCUUGCACGAGAGAUCGUUACCUAUGCUCCCAGGCUUGGAAGUGUUGCUGCUGGGCCACAAUAACAUCACACGCGUUGAAGGUAAUGCGCUGGCUUCACUACACAGCCUUUCGCUCCUGGGUCUGGAGGGGAACCAGCUGCGGCGACUUAAGUUCAAGACCUUCCUCGGCCUGCACACAAGUGGAACCCACCUGCAGCUAGCUGGCAACCCCUGGAGCUGCGAUUGUGACCUGCAUCGUGUCUUCAGCAAACUGCUGAGCGUUAGGCACCUGCACGUGGACGACUACCGUAACGUGACUUGCCACGAGCCCAAGCAGCUGGCCGGGGCCUCUCUUGCAUGGGUGGACAGCCAGCUGUGCAUUGCUGAGACCGUCACCGUGUUGGUCAUCACCAUCACUGUGCUUGUGACCGUCUUCUCCGCGCUGAUAAUGGCCGAACGCAAUCGAAAGAAGAAAAAGGCAAAGGGCUGGGCUCAGUGUGAGGCAGAGGAUCAGGAAAAAUAA